This is a messenger RNA of Punctularia strigosozonata HHB-11173 SS5, 1854 nucleotides long. RefSeq lists its product as uncharacterized. NCBI's taxonomy places the organism in Eukaryota, Fungi, Basidiomycota, Agaricomycetes, Corticiales, Punctulariaceae. The record is from RefSeq and is a predicted model, not a curated record. The coding region runs from base 1 to 1854 and encodes 617 amino acids. The transcript has 8 exons.
AUGACGGGUCCUCGACUUCUGUUCCAGACUCCUCCCCUCCGCAAGAAGCACUCCUCCGGUGGAGCCAGCUCGUCUGAGACCGUUAGCCUUGCAUGCUAUUGGCACCUCCGGAACAUCGCUAAGGCUGCGACGGGUCCCUCUCAAGUUAUCAGUGUCCUUAACCAUACCUUGGCUGCCCACCUCCGCGCCCUUCGUCUCAUGCCGACGUACCAGGGAAUCGGCGUUUCCGGGACUACUAUCAUGUCGCUCGAUCCUCGUGGUGAACUACUCGCAGUGCGCAACGUAGCCAACGGACCCAAGAAGGUCGUCGUCCAGGAGGAGAACAUUCGCCGCGUGCACUUCCUGCCGCCCCGCCUCCGCAAGGGCUCCCGAGCAUCGACGCUAACCGGACUCACGCCCAUGUACACCUCCGCCUCGCGUUCGACAACGCGUCUCUGGCACCCCUACGCCGCCGCCUUCGCCUCCGAAAGCCCGCGCGAAGGCGAGCAACCUUCCCGCUCUUCCCUCGCCCAAGACGCGCUUUCCCAUCGCGAAUCCGACGCAAAAGGCCCUCGCUCCCGCAACUACUCGUCUUUCCACCUCUCAGGCCCCGGGAAUUCCACGACCCGCAAUCCGCUCUCUGGACGCUCCAUCAGCGGCGCUACCACCAACGCCGCUCCCGAUAUGCUCGGGAUCCUGGUCCCUGUCAUCCUCCUUGACUUCGUUUUCCGGAUACACUGGCACUGCGACGCCCGACAGGUUAACCGCACGAUCGAUGAUGCACUCGGAGACUUCAGCACAGGCCUUCGUCCAACCUAUUCGGCGGUAAACUCCGUCAGCCAGUGGUCUUACGGACCGAACUGUACCGUGUGCGCAUUCAAGCCCAACGUGUCCAAGCUCUUCGAUGGAGGAUGGUACGAAACGUCGGUUUUUGUAGGCAGUACCGCGCCGGAGCCAUCUAUGACAUUCGAGUUCAAUGGCACGGCGGUCUGGAUCAUCUCGAUGCUGCCGCUGUCCGUUCCAGCUCCAGACACCGGAUCUAUAAACGCGACUAUGAUCAUCGACGGAGGUCCUCCCACGCGAUUUACGCAUACGUCUGGAACGAGCGACCAGCCGAUCUUCGGUUACAAUUUCACCAUAUUCGCGAAUACCGACUUGGAUCAGGGGUUGCAUAAGGUCGAGCUCACGGCGCAUGCCGGGAUUACCGGAUCGUAUCUGUCAUUCGACUACGCCGUCUAUAGCACCACUGAGGACGACAUCACCAGCCCAACUCCACUUAGCUCAAGCCUGGUCACCACGAGCAGCUCCGGUACGGAAAGUCCGACCCCUAUCAGUUCGAAACCAGUGAGCCCCAGUCCGACCAGUACAAGUUUGGCCAAGAAGUCGUCGAGUUUUCCCAAGGGCGCUGCGGCAGGCAUCGUCCUCGGUUGCCUUGUAGUUGUGCUCGCUCUGGGACUCUUGGCGCGGCGCUUCUUCAAACGACGCAAUGAUCCCGAACUUGAAGGAGGCGUCCGAGCCAUUCCAUUUGACUCAGAGAUCAAGCCUGAUGCUCGACAAGCACCUCCAGUUCUCUCCAUCGUACCCUUAGACUAUGCAAGCCCGCUUUCCCCAUCGAAAGGCAGAAGGGCCGACCAAGACAUUCCCUAUGGUUCCCCGGUCUCCUCCAUUCCAACAUCGAGUAUAAUCGCCACGUCAACGACGAACCCCGUUGGCUCCGAGGAAAACUUGCUUCGGGACCAGUUGCAGGCGCUGCAAGUCGAGGUUGAACGGAUCCGAGCAGAUCAGAUGCCGCCUGCGUACAGCAGUCCACCAGAAGUUGUAGAAGCUCCAACACAGAGAGCCAGGCCCUUACCACCGAGUCCGAGGCCAAAGUAG